Molecule: messenger RNA, 1067 nt
Organism: Caenorhabditis sp. 36 PRJEB53466
Lineage: Eukaryota; Metazoa; Nematoda; Chromadorea; Rhabditida; Rhabditidae
Source: the annotation of a GenBank genome assembly
AUGAGAAGCUUGGUGUUCCUGCUUGCCAUCCUCCCCGCUACAGUAAUCUCACUGACUUGCACCGUCUGCGAGUUUGCACUUUUGCCGCCGCAUAGUACGAACUGCAACGAUACUUGCGAAGGAGACGUGUGUUUUAUCGGUAUGUCUCGUGUGCAUUCUCUCUCUGAAAACCUAUCGUUUGUAGUUGUCAACAAGUACUUUAACGGAACCAUCAAUGCUGGGUGCAUGCACCUUCACGACGACGAAAUGUUCGAAAACAAAGCCGUCUGUCAGAGGUUUCUAGCAAAAUGUCCCACUUUUCCAUCAUCAAUCAGUACGAUUCCAGAGGUGCAAAUGACAACCGAUGCGCCUGCUCGACCACCGAUCACUGCAAUGAUCCCAAGGUGAAACUCGCCUCGUACGUGUUCACCGAGUCGCCAGUUCUCGAGAACUACCAAUGGCUUCCACAGAUUCAGCCGCCAAUGCCUUCCCGUGAGUCAAAGCGCUUCGGAAGAUGAAUUUCAAUUUAUUUUCAUUUCAGUUCAACCAAUUCUGCCACCAGAAGACCUCCCGCUGCCUGUGGAAGGAGAAAAUGAUAUGAACGGUAAAAAGACGUCCGGGGGAAUGAUUAUGAAAAAUCCAUGUUGCAGAAACAGCUGCAGAGCUCGAGAACGGAGUCGAGAGCGAUUUGGCUCAUGAGCUUAACACCACCUCAGUUCUGUAAGUGUCAUUGAGAAGCCGUAAACUAUUACUCUCCGUUUUCCAGGUCAAACGAAGAGAACGACGAUCUGUUGACGGUCAAGACUACGGUAGGACUGAACGUGAGAGAUCAAACGAUUCGCUUGAACAACGAACCGAAUUUGGAGACGACGUCGACGAGAAGGUUCGCAGUAUCGCCUCACUCGAUUCUAUUCAAUCGUUUCAGUUUCACAUCUGGUCAGGGAAGUGUGGAAGUGACCAAGGUGACCCAAGAAGCCUCGAGAAGCCAGAAUGUGACGACGGACGGCGAGAAGGGACCGAAUGGAAGCGGCGCGGUGCGGGUGCUCCUGGCCGUCGUGCUCCCCAUGAUCCUCCAACACCUACUCUAA